Messenger RNA from Arachis stenosperma, 2720 nucleotides. RefSeq names its product beta-galactosidase 13-like. The transcript has 19 exons. Gene Ontology annotation, biological process: carbohydrate metabolic process. Bases 16 to 2370 code for a protein of 784 amino acids. Gene Ontology annotation, cellular component: vacuole; cell wall. NCBI's taxonomy places the organism in Eukaryota, Viridiplantae, Streptophyta, Magnoliopsida, Fabales, Fabaceae. Gene Ontology annotation, molecular function: carbohydrate binding; beta-galactosidase activity. The record is from RefSeq and is a predicted model, not a curated record.
AUCAAUGGCAGAAGAAUGCUUCUCUUCUCUGGUUCAAUUCAUUAUCCUCGUUGCCCCCCUGAGAUGUGGCCAAACAUUUUCAAGAAAGCCAAAGAAGGAGGGCUAAAUGUGAUUCAGACUUAUGUCUUUUGGAAUAUUCAUGAACCAGUACAAGGCCAAUUCAAUUUUGAAGGAGACUAUGAUUUAGUGAAAUAUAUAAAGACAAUUGGGGAGAAUGGUAUGUAUGCAACACUUAGAGUUGGGCCAUUCAUAGAGGCUGAAUGGAAUUAUGGAGGAUUGCCAGUAUGGUUAAAACAUGUUCCCAACAUUACAUUCAGAUCAGACAAUGAACCUUUCAUGUAUCACAUGGAAAAGUUCACCAAAAUGAUCAUAAAAAAGAUGAUGGAUGAGAAGCUUUUUGCCUCUCAAGGAGGUCCAAUUAUUUUGUCACAGAUUGAAAAUGAAUAUAACACAGUUCAAAAGGCAUACAAAGAACACGGAACGGCGUAUGUCCAUUGGGCGGGAGACAUGGCAGUUGGCCUAAACACUGGAGUUCCAUGGAUUAUGUGCAAGCAAUCAGAUGCACCAGGUUCAGUGAUAAAUACUUGCAAUGGAAGAAACUGUGGAGAUACUUUUGUUGGCCCCAACAGUCCUAAUAAACCAAUAUUAUGGACUGAGAAUUGGACAGCACAGUAUAGAGCAUUUGGAGAUCCUCCAUCACAAAGAACUGCUGAAGACAUUGCAUUCUCCAUUGCUAGAUUCUUCUCUAAGAAUGGAACUCUUGCUAACUAUUAUAUGUAUUAUGGUGGAACGAAUUUUGGACGAACAACGUCGUCUUUCAUAACAACUCGGUACUAUGAUGAAGCUCCUCUUGAUGAAUAUGGACUGCAGAGGGAACCAAAAUGGGGGCAUCUGCGAAACUUGCACGACGCUUUGAAACUAAGCCAGAAAGCUUUAUUGUGGGGAACUCCAUCACUGCAAGAGUUCAGUGAUGAUACAGAGGCCAGAGUUUAUGAGGGGAAAGGAAACACAUGCACUGCUUUCUUGUCCAACAACAACACUUUAUUGGAUGCAACUGUGGAAUUUAGAGGAGUCAAAUAUUACCUGCCGCCGCGUUCUAUAAGCAUACUCCCCGACUGCAAAAUAGUUGUCUACAACUCAAGAAUGAUUGUUUCCCAACACAAUGAAAGAAGAUACAAGGAUUCAAAUAUUGCCAAUAAUCUCCAAUGGACAAUGUUCAAAGAGACCAUUCCUACCCCAGAUACUUCUCCUCUUAAAUUUGUAGAGCCUUUGGAGCACUUCAGCACAACCAAGGAUGAUUCUGAUUAUCUAUGGUUUACAACAAGUUUAAAGUUGGACGCUACUCAGUUAAACUCGGCAACUGGUCGCCUGGUGCUUGAAAUAACAUCCCUUGGUCACCUUUUGCAUGCAUUUGUGAAUGGUGAAUACAUAGGAUCUGGGCAUGGGACCCUUAUACGAAAGAAUUUCGUCUUCAAAAAACCGAUAUCCUUGAAGCCAGGAGUAAAUUACAUAUCAAUCUUGGGUGCAACUGUUGGGUUCCCUGAUAGCGGAUCCUAUUUGGAGCACAGGGUCGCUGGUGUGCGCGCUAUAACCCUGCUUGGCCUUAAAACUAGUCCUCUUGAUCUGUCGAGAAAAGGAUGGUCACAUAAGAUCAGCUUAGAUGGCGAAAAAAACAACAUUUUCACAGAGCAGGGUUCUCAGAAGGUUAAGUGGACUAAAGCCGACAAGGGGGCGGCUCUUACAUGGUACAAGGCUAACUUUGAUGCUCCUGAGGGAAAUGACCCUGUUGCUAUUCAAAUGGAAACCAUGUCCAAAGGCAUGGUUUGGGUUAAUGGAAAAAGCAUUGGGCGUUAUUGGCCAUCAUACCUCUCUCCUCUAGGAAAUCCUUCGCAGGGCAUAUAUCAUAUCCCAAGAGCUUUCUUGAAGCCAAAGGAAAAUCUAAUAGUUGUAUUAGAGGAAAUGGGAGGGAAAGUAGAGGGUAUCAAGAUCCAAACCAUCAAUAGAGAUACAAUUUGCAGCAUAGUAAGGGAAGAUUAUCCACCAAAUGCGAAGACAUGGAGGAGAGAGAUGGGUGUGGUAAGCACCAAAAUGAAGAAUCCAAAACCAGCAGCAAACUUGGCGUGUCCUGAGAACAAAAUAAUUACUCAUGUCGAAUUUGCAAGUUAUGGUGAUCCAGUAGGCGAGUGUGGACAUUUGUUCCCAGGAAACUGCACUUCACCAAAUAGCCAGAAGGUGGUUGAACAGUAUUGCUUGGGAAAGGCAAAGUGUGCUGUGCCCCUGGACAAGAAUAUAUUUGACAAGCAAGGAAAAUUAUGUCCAAAUAACUUAAAGACUCUUGCUGUUCAAGCACACUGUGGCCACCAGACCUGAUGCAGCAAAGUGGAUGUGGAUCCUCAAAAGUAAGAUUCUCAUUUUAAAGGGUAAAUGAGGAAUUUCAUCAUUGGAUCAAUAAAGAGAAGAUGAGUCUUGCUUCUAAAUUCAUUGAUCCAAAGGUAAGAUUUGCUUACUUUAUCCUCUAAAAUGAUAUCUUCACUUCAAAAGAUCCUUGUCUACAGUGAAUAGUCUAUGUAAGGUAGGCACCAGGAGGAUCAGAAAACAAUGUCCAACACUGGUCUGACAUUUUUACAUGCAAUCUUUUUGCAGAUUUAGGUAGUCUAUAUGAAUCCUUUUAGCCGUUGUUAUGAGGCUAUAAUGUGAUUUGGUUCAUCACAGACUAGGUA